AUGCUGCAAAACUCCAAAUCCUUAUUACUUAAUGUGAGAGUUGGGCUAUUUAACCAAACUAUUUCGGCAGGACUGAAGUAUUUUGCUCCACCUGUUAAAUAUGAGGAUUUUAAACAGGUGGAAAGGCCGAAGUUACGUAUUAUGGAAAGGGUGCCGCAGUACCCACCUAACCUGAGGCCUCCUAAGAUGCAAAAAAAAUUACGGUUUAUGCGUGGUCCUGAACUUGUUCAUAAUACUCUUCUUCAUAAACAGUAUGGAAUAAUUGCAACUGGAGGAGGACGCUUGCGUUGGGGGCAUUUUGAAAUGAUGCGUCUAACAAUCGGUCGCAAAAUGGAUGUAAACAGAAUGUUUGCCAUAUGGAGGGUUCCGGCACCAUGGCAGCCGGUCACUAAAAAAGGCCAAGGGCAACGUAUGGGCGGAGGAAAAGGUGCAAUUGAUCAUUAUGUUACACCAGUGAAAGCUGGUAGAGUAAUUUUGGAAAUAUCGGGUAAAUGUGAAUUUGCUGAAGUGAAGCCGUUCCUUGAAUUAGUAGCCAACAUACUGCCAUUCAAGGCUGAAGUUGUAUCACAAGAUAUUAUCGAUGAACGCGAAAGAACAGAGUCGAUAUUGGAAAAAGAUAAUAUGAAUCCAUUCACAAUGAAAUAUGUAAUACAAAACAAUCUAAAUGGGUGUCAUCGUUGGCUGUCACCUGUAGAUCAUAAGUGGUUCGGAAAAUAUAUAUAA
Musca vetustissima is the source of this 723-nucleotide messenger RNA. RefSeq names its product large ribosomal subunit protein uL16m (gene mRpL16). The record is from RefSeq and is a predicted model, not a curated record. The transcript has 3 exons. Bases 1 to 723 code for a protein of 240 amino acids. Gene Ontology annotation, cellular component: ribosome; mitochondrial large ribosomal subunit. NCBI's taxonomy places the organism in Eukaryota, Metazoa, Arthropoda, Insecta, Diptera, Muscidae. Gene Ontology annotation, biological process: mitochondrial translation. Gene Ontology annotation, molecular function: rRNA binding; structural constituent of ribosome.